AAUACAAAAGCACAAAUAUAGGGAAUCCAGGGAAAUUUUCUACAACGAUCUUAUUCUUUUCCUAUUAUGACAUAUGAGGCGACAAUGCAAUCCCCACCACUAUGAAACAAAUUAUAUAUAGCUCUUAAAGGUGGCUCAGUUUCCACACGGCCAAGUUCAAAAACUCUUCAUCAUAUAAAUGUUCUAGGUAAUCAUGGACCUAAUCACAGGCAUGAUUACUGAAAAACCUGUGGUGAUCUUUAGCAAGAGCAGAUGUUGCUUGAGCCACUCCAUCACCUCACUGAUUCGUAGCUUUGGGGCAAACCCUACUGUCUAUGAGCUUGAUGAAAUGACAAAUGGACAGCAGAUAGAAAGGGAACUGCUUCAAAUGGGGUGCCAGCCAAGUGUACCAACUGUGUUUAUAGGACAACAAUUCAUUGGUGGGUCUAAGAGAGUCAUGAGCCUGCAUCUUAGGAAUGAGUUGGUACCACUGCUCAUAAAUGCUAGGGCUAUAUGGAUUUGAAGCAAAAGUUGUUUCUAUAGUAUAUUAUAACUACCAAACAAGAACAGUGAAAUGUCAACUGAAUAAAGAUUUCGAAGUCUGGCUAGCUGGUUAUACAAGCCUAGUUCACAUUUGGGCAUUUCUAUAUAUAGUUCUGAUCUGAUUAAAAUAAA
Molecule: messenger RNA, 654 nt
Organism: Cajanus cajan (pigeon pea)
Lineage: Eukaryota; Viridiplantae; Streptophyta; Magnoliopsida; Fabales; Fabaceae
Source: RefSeq, a predicted model, not a curated record